This is a messenger RNA of Pyrenophora tritici-repentis Pt-1C-BFP, 825 nucleotides long. Lineage: Eukaryota; Fungi; Ascomycota; Dothideomycetes; Pleosporales; Pleosporaceae. The record is from RefSeq and is a predicted model, not a curated record.
AUGACCCUAGCAUCCCGCGCUCUCUCUUCCAAAGAUCUUCCCCCCUCUGUCGAAAGCGCCUACUACCGCAAAUGCAUCGACCUGCGCCGGCGAAUCACCGACAUUGAAGACUCAAACGACGGCACGCGCCUGCGCAUCACGCGCCUAUCCCGCGGCAUCCAAAAGAUGCGACUGGAACGCGCCUUCCUGCUGGAGCAACUAAACAAACACAUGGAAUACAACGUCGACGACAGCGACCGCAGUUCCAGUCCACCGCCCACGCCUACGGACAAGCCGCUGCGCAGCAAGCGGAGCCACAAUCGCAAGGGCACCCCGACACUAGGUGGCAGCGGUAGCGCAGGCGGUGCGGAGGCGGAGAGAGAGAGGCUGGGUGUCGGACAGGGUGCGCUCGAGGGACGGAUGAUUCAGCAUGGAGUGCAUACUAUGAGUAGUGCACAGAGUACACCGGAUCCGGCUGGCAGGCAAGAGAGGAGCUACUUUGGUACUAUUGGUGCUGGUUCGGCUCCCGUCGUGCAAGCGACCAGUCCUCAUGCUGCUGUCAAUGGUGUGCCACCGCCGCCUACGCUACCUCCACUGCAUUCGUUGCCCCCGCUGCAGUCGCAACAACCUGCGACCUCGACGACGACAGCGACGACGCGAGCCUACUUUGACCCGGCCUACGAUGAGCAGCGUCCUGCGCCUGCUAGUGUCGAGGAAGAUGGCGCCCGGAGACGUGCAUAUUCUGGGGCUGCACAGCUGCCUCCAGCCACGGACUCUGCACCUCCUCCUCAAAACGGCGAUACCGAGAUGGCGGAUGCAAGCUUUACUUCUGUGAACCGGGCUUGA